UGCUCCAGGGGUGGCUGGACAGGUGUGAAAGGCCAGGAUCAAGAGCAUCCCCUUUGAGAGGGGCCUUGGGAGGUGGGGUGAGGCUGCAGGCGGGGGCGGGGCGGGAGAGCUCUGUUUGGCGCCCUUCAUUCCAUUAAAUCCACGUUCUUCCCACCAGCUGCUAGCAGUUCCGCUUGGUUUCUGCCCCGACCCACCCCUGCCUUGCUGCCUUGCCCACCUCCUCACUUUAAAGUGGGGCUUUUAGGGACUUCCCUGGUGGCGCAGUGGUUAAGAGUCCGCCUGCCGAUGCAGGGGACACGGCUUCGAGCCCUGGUCCGGGAAGAUCCCACAUGCCGCAGAGCAACUAAGCCCGUGCACCACAAAUACUGAGCCUGCGCUCUAGAAACCGCGAGCCACAACUACUGAGCCUGCGCUCUAGACCCUGUGAGCCACAACUACUGAGCCCUCGUGCCACAGCUACUGAAGCCCGCGCGCCUAGAGCCUGUGCUCAGCAACGAGAAGCCACCGCAAUGAGAAGCCCGUGCACCACAGCAAAGAGUAGCCCCCGCUCGCCACAACUAGAGAAAGCCCGUGCACAGCAACGAAGACCCAACACAGCCAAAAAUAAAUAAAUCAGUUAAUUAAAAAAAAAAAAAAAGGCGAUGGAGGGGAGAAGGAGGAGGCACCUGAGCCCCCGCUGGAGGAAGGAGGAGGAGAGCGGCUGGGCUUCUUCCUGCCCGAUUUCCCCUGCCGUCUCCUUGCCUUGACCUCGCCUGUCCAAACUGUGUGCGCCCGCCAGGGGCUUGGUGUCAGGGGUACGAGAGCGGGACAGCAGGGACCGCGGGCGGAGCAGGGCACUACCCGGCUGGGCCAGAAGAGGGAGCCGCUGCCUCGGGACCACCACGCUGCUCCGCUCGGAAGGAACAUGGAUAGAUGCGGAUGCGGCAGCCCCGGCGCGGCCACGAUGGCGGCGCACCGCGGGGACCUCCGCUCGGCUGCGGGGCCUGAGCGCGCAGAUGCGCCCAGAGAGGAGCCAGGUGGGAGGCAGAGCCUGUGCGACGUCGGGGUCAGCGGGUCUGGCCUUGGCGCCCCCGUCCCCCGCCCCCGGCUCCCACAGGCGUGCGCCGCAGCCUGGCUCUGGGCAGGUGCCUGGAGCUGGAGCGGGCGCGUGUGUCCGGCGCCCACGGGGGAGCGGGGACACACAGCAGCCCUUCCCCCCGCAUGUCUUCCUGUGUCCCCACCUCUGUUCAUGUAGCUCUUCUUCCCGAGCUGUUCCUGGGAGGUGCAGGGCAUUUCCUGGGCGAUUUUCUUACGAGUCAGUUAAUGGGAAAAUGCACCGAAGUCUUCAGGUUUUGAUUCUUCGCCGUUGGGAGAGUUUAUUAAAAUCGGUGACAGCAGCCCUGCUGUGUGUUGGCCUUGGUGGUUCCUUCCUGGACAGUGGCUGGGCACCCCCCAGUGUGCCAGGAGCAAGGCAGUCCUAAGAUGGAAGAAAUGUCUGCUAGAGAAACGUGUGGGCCUCGAGGUCCCACACCUGGCGUCUCCACCCGUCUGAGGACAUUUCCAGGACACCUACUGCAUGGUGCUGUGCUCAGGAUUCACGAGGAGCAAAGACAGAUACAUCUCUUGAAGGACAAAGGAUGACAAACGCUGUGGAAGAGAAGCAAGCUUCUCCUCCCCCCACCACCUGGGCCCGAAGAAGCAUCUUUAUUAUCCGGAAGGGGGCACUGUCUGUCCUGAGUGAAUGGCCCCGGACAGUCCUGUAUGAGCACCGCGAGGACAUCUCAGAAACAGCGAUGAGGACCCCGUUCUGGAGAAGCUCACCGGGCACGUCGUGGGGACACAGAUAUUUAUUCAACAAGUACCAGUUCACCACUGAUGGCCGUCAGGCAAUCAGACAAGUCCCAGCUGUGUGCUGAGUGCCCGGAGGUCCCCAGAGCAUCGUCACUGCUGCCUGGGACACUCCAGCAUCCCAGCCCCUGCUUCCAGACGACCCUUCAGCAAACAUCACCAAGUGCCCUGAAGCACCGACAACACGCUAAGCAGUCUCCCAGACUGCCUUUCGCCCUCCCAGCAACUCUGUGAAGUAGGUGUUGUCACGCACCCUUGAUGGGUCGGUAGACAGAGGCUCAGAUGCUUGUCUGGCCGACAGACAAAGGAGGCGUCAAACCCAGGCCUGUCUACCUGCAAACCUGGGUCCUUUCUAGGUUCUUGAGGUGUUCUGGCACCUUCUCUAGGAAAAUCCCAAGGAAGAGGGUUGUGGCUGUGAAGGUCCAGAGCCUUGCUCUGAAACCACAGAGGGCAGGUACUUGGUGGAAAAGUCCAGCAGUGAGUCACCUCCUCCCACCCCCUCGUCAGCGAGGCCAGUUCCCCUCCCGAGAUCUCAGCUUCCAGCCUGGCUGUUGGUGGUGCCCAUCCUACCACCCCGGUGAGAGAGGGCUGUGCCCACCGGAGGAGAAGGAGCCAGCGCCAGAGGGGGCACGGAAGACUUAAAGCCCAGAGAGGAGGUGUGAUUUGCCUAAGGUCACACAGCAACGUGGCCGCUCAGCUCCCCAGUUACUGUACUGCCUUUGAUCCCUUCUGGCCUGGAGGCCGGAGGCUGGGCGGGUGACACCCACUGACACUGAGCAGCCGGGCAGAAGGGCCAGCGGGGACGGCAGCUGACUGUGAAGAUCAGAAGAGACUUGGAAUAAGAGUCCCCGAGCUUGGGUUUCAAUCCCAAUCUGGUCCUGAAUGGUCUCAGGCCGCGCCUCUCCUGCCGUCCUGCCCACUCCCCUCUGUAGCCUCCCAGCCCGUCCAUGGCUGCAGACGACAGAAAAGUGGCAGUCCCCAAGGAUGGGCCUUCUGUGGUCUCCUGGGUCCCUGAGGAGGGAGAGAAGUUGGACCAGGAAGGCAAGGACCAGGUGAAGGAUCGGGGCCAGUGGAGCAACAAGAUGGAGUUCGUGCUGUCCGUGGCCGGGGAGAUUAUCGGGCUGGGCAACGUCUGGAGGUUUCCCUACCUCUGCUACAAAAACGGGGGAGGAGCCUUCUUCUUCCCCUACUUCAUCUUCUUCUUCACCUGCGGCAUCCCAGUGUUCUUUCUGGAAGUGGCGUUGGGCCAGUACACCAGCCAGGGCAGCGUCACAGCCUGGUGGAAGAUCUGCCCCCUCCUCCAGGGCAUUGGCCUGGCGUCUGUGGUCAUCGAGGCCUAUCUGAACGUCUACUACAUCAUCAUCCUCUCCUGGGCCCUCUUCUACCUGUUCAGCUCCUUUACCUCCGAGCUGCCCUGGACUGCCUGCACCCACUCCUGGAACACAGAGCACUGCAUGGACUUCCCGAACCGCUCAGCAGCUGGCGCGGCGGCCCCGCCCGUGAACUUCACCUCCCCCGUCAUGGAAUUCUGGGAGAGACGUGUUCUGGGCAUCAGCUCCGGCAUCCACGACCUGGGGGCCCUGCGCUGGGAGCUGGCCCUCUGCCUCCUGCUUGCCUGGGUCGUCUGCUACUUCUGCAUCUGGAAGGGGGUCAAGUCCACGGGCAAGGUUGUCUACUUCACAGCGACGUUCCCCUACCUAAUGCUGGUCAUCCUACUGAUCCGGGGCAUCACCCUGCCCGGAGCCUACGAGGGCAUCAUCUACUAUCUAAAACCAGAUUUGCUUCGGCUCAAGGACCCCCAGGUGUGGAUGGACGCAGGCACCCAGAUCUUCUUCUCCUUCGCCAUCUGCCAGGGGUGCCUGACGGCCCUGGGCAGCUACAACAAGUACCACAACAACUGCUACAGGGACAGCAUCGCCCUCUGCUUCCUGAACAGCGCCACCAGCUUCGUGGCCGGGUUUGUGGUCUUCGCCAUCCUGGGCUUCAUGUCCCAGGAGCAGGGGGUGCCCAUCUCUGAGGUGGCCGAGUCAGGCCCCGGUCUGGCCUUCAUUGCCUUCCCCAAGGCUGUGAGCAUGAUGCCCCUGUCCCAGCUGUGGUCCUGCCUCUUCUUCAUCAUGCUCAUCUUCCUCGGGCUGGACAGCCAGUUUGUCUGUGUGGAGUGCCUGGUGACAGCCUCCGUGGACAUGUUCCCCAGGCAGCUCCGGAAGAGCGGGCGGCGGGAGCUCCUGAUCCUUGCCAUCGUGGUCCUGUGCUACCUGAUCGGGCUCUUCCUGGUCACCGAGGGCGGGAUGUACAUCUUCCAGCUGUUUGAUUAUUACGCCUGCAGUGGCACGUGCCUGCUGUUCCUUUCCGUGUUUGAAGUGAUCUGCAUCGGCUGGGUGUACGGGGCCGACCGUUUCUAUGACAACGUGGAGGACAUGAUUGGCUACCGGCCGUGGCCCCUAGUGAAGAUCUCCUGGCUCUUCCUGACCCCGGGCCUUUGCCUGGCCACUUUCCUCUUCUCCUUGAGCAAGUACACACCUCUCAGAUACAACAACGUCUACGUGUACCCGGCCUGGGGCUACUUCAUCGGCUGGCUCCUGGCUGGCUCCUCCAUGAGCUGCGUCCCACUCUUCGUCGUCGUCGCCCUCCUGAAGACCCAGGGUUCCUUCAGGAAGCGCCUGCGGCAGCUCGUCACCCCUGACCCCAGCCUGCCACAGCCCAAGCGACACCUGUGUCUGGACGGUGGCAGCAGCCAGGACUGCGGGCCCUCCCCAACGAAGGCGGGUCUCAUGGCCGGGGAGAAGGAGACGCACUUGUAGGAUGUGGCUGGAAACCAGGUGGCUACUGAGCCAGGAAGCUGGGUCAGGGCCCCCGUGCCCCCGGCGGACAGCCUUCACCUCUGCCCCCUCCUGCAGCCCUGCCGAGAAGCUCUGUGAUGUCCGUGGGCAUCCCCUCCCGGUGGGCUAGAGAGGGUGCCGCCGGAGCCUGCCUUGCCUGUUGGAACACCCCGUCUUAUCUGUGAAGGAGGUGGUCUUUCCGGAGCCCACCGUCUGGUUAGAACAACUGCAGUGUGCAACAGCGGAUCACCCACUGUAGGGAGGCUUCCUCUUAGCACUUAGGAUCUCUGUGCCUGGGGAGGGUAGCGCCCCUAGAGAUACACGCCAUGUUGCAUGUGACAACUGAACACCCCACGCUGGGUCCUGACGCUCCACUGGAGGGCUUCCUCACCUGGCUUAGUGUCCUGGAGCUCGCGGGAAGGAACCAGAGAAACGGCCACCGUUGUCUUGCAUUUUCCCGGAGGCGGUGUCACAAGGUGUCCCCAGCUCCAGCCCUAGUUCCACGCCCGCCUUGCAGCGGUGUCCUUAACGCACAGAGCAUUGGGGUGGUGGGGGCUCAGGAGGGCCCCCCCCCACACUUGGCAAAUAGGCACGACCGUGGGCCUGCACCCAGGACAGACAUGGCUAGUCGGCUGCACGUUCUGUCCCAGCUGAUGCCCUCCAGAGACAGUGCCCCCGGCAGCUCCCGACCCCGACUUCAUGGAUGAGGAAACUGAGGAACCCAAGGGACAAAAUGAUUUUUCAAGUUCAAGAAGCUCCUCGGGGCCAGAGACACGACUAAAGCCGGGUGUCCUGCUCUCAGGCCGGUGUCCCUCCCACUGCCCCCUCCUGCCUUGUUAACAAGCACCCGUGGGUCA
This is a messenger RNA of Globicephala melas (long-finned pilot whale), 5503 nucleotides long. It is a transcript of the gene SLC6A12, whose product is annotated as solute carrier family 6 member 12. Gene Ontology annotation, biological process: sodium ion transmembrane transport; neurotransmitter transport. Gene Ontology annotation, molecular function: gamma-aminobutyric acid:sodium:chloride symporter activity. NCBI's taxonomy places the organism in Eukaryota, Metazoa, Chordata, Mammalia, Artiodactyla, Delphinidae. The record is from RefSeq and is a predicted model, not a curated record. Gene Ontology annotation, cellular component: plasma membrane.